Lepus europaeus (European hare) is the source of this 2146-nucleotide messenger RNA. It is a transcript of the gene RERG, whose product is annotated as RAS like estrogen regulated growth inhibitor. Lineage: Eukaryota; Metazoa; Chordata; Mammalia; Lagomorpha; Leporidae. The transcript is spliced from 5 exons. The record is from RefSeq and is a predicted model, not a curated record. Gene Ontology annotation, molecular function: GTPase activity; GTP binding. Bases 293 to 892 code for a protein of 199 amino acids.
GUGGCCCCCGCGGCUGCAGCCCAGCAGCUCCGACUCGCCAGCCGCAGCCUGGGCUGCGCAGCGCGGGAGGGCGUCGCGGUGUCAGGGGGACUGAGUCGGAACUUGCAGGGGCCCGCGGCUCUGCUGGCCUGGAGAGUGUGAACAGUCACUUAUGAAUUCCUGAACCUCUUUCAUUUAAGGAUUGUGGACUCUUCCAACAUUUACAGUGAUAUGGUGAACCCAAAAACUGGAACUCAAAAGAUUUGCUCAGCUCUUUAGUUGAACAAAAGUCAGUUGUCCAGCAACACCCAUCAUGGCUAAAAGUGCAGAGGUCAAACUGGCACUAUUUGGGAGAGCAGGAGUGGGCAAGUCAGCUCUUGUAGUGAGAUUUCUGACCAAACGCUUCAUCUGGGAAUACGACCCCACCCUCGAAUCAACCUACCGACACCAAGCAACCAUUGAUGAUGAAGUGGUUUCCAUGGAGAUCCUAGAUACUGCUGGUCAGGAAGAUGUCGUUCAGAGGGAAGGACACAUGAGAUGGGGGGAAGGCUUUGUGCUGGUCUAUGACAUUACUGACCGAGGAAGCUUUGAAGAAGUACUGCCACUCAAAAACAUCCUCGAUGAGGUCAAAAAGCCCAAGAAUGUGACUCUCAUCUUGGUUGGUAACAAAGCUGACUUGGACCACUCCAGGCAGGUCAGUACAGAAGAAGGGGAGAAGCUGGCCACGGAAUUGGCAUGUGCUUUCUAUGAGUGCUCUGCUUGCACCGGAGAAGGGAAUAUAACCGAGAUAUUCUACGAGUUGUGUCGGGAGGUGCGUCGCCGGAGGAUGGUGCAGGGCAAGACGAGGAGACGCAGCUCCACCACGCACGUCAAGCAAGCCAUCAACAAGAUGCUCACCAAAAUUAGUAGUUAGGCUGCUGUGUGCUUGCCUCAGCCCUGCUUAGGUGGGCCAGGUCAGUGGAAACCCUCUUUUGCCCUUUUCUUUCCUUUGCUUUCCUUUCCUUUCCAAAAACAAAACAAAAAUAUCCCAUUCCUUGUUUUGACACUGGGGAAUGCCUGGGCUUCAUAUCACACCUUGCCUUCCAUAGAGCGUUUUAUGCAACUUCAAUGCUGACAAUUUCUCCCUUUCCUGUUUGAUAUGGUACACUCUAAUGUAGUUCGAACAUGUAACCACCACAAAUUCUGAAAUGGGUGGAUUCAUACUAAGCUAUUUUUAGGCAUCUUCACCUGCUUAAAUAGGUUGAAGUCUUUUCACAAGCAUUUUUAAACUCCAUUUCCUGUCAGACUACAGAUGAUCAUCUUAAAAAUCUAAGAUGGCAGACAAACACAGAAAGGGUAGCUGAGCGAUUGAAACAGGAAACAGAGCUCUAGUUUCUAUUUAAAGAUAAGAUUUUCUGAAUUCUCUUAAGUCAUUUAGUUUUGCUUUAACUAUUUUGCUCUUAGGUUUUAAUAUGUCAUCGCUAAGAUUUUCCACUAUUAAUAGAGAGUCCAUUUAACUUGAGUUGAUUCUCUCAAUGAUAACAACUCCAUAUUCUCCUUCCUUGCCUCAAUCAAGGCACUAAUUAUAAUAGAGGCAUGAAGACCCACAACUCAGGUCCUUCUAUGCCUUUGCUCACCAAGCCCAGAGUGAUGUAAAAACAUUAGAAAUCUUUUCAUCAAGCUCUGACUUUAUUGAAUGCAGGUAAAAGAUUUAGAAUUAGGGAUGUCUGAAUCGUUACUCACUCUGUUGAUAAUCUUAGCAGAAAGGCAUGUGGGGAAAAAAAGUUAACAACUAUACAUCUGUUGGGAAGCCAAAGUUCUUUGCCAGGCAUAGUCAGAAAAAUUAGCCUCUGAUUCCUUCAAUUGGCCAUAUGAAUUCCUUUAAUAUUUUGGAUAAAUUACUUCACUUAAGAGAAUUCAGAAAACAAUGGAUGAUUAAAGAUUAUUGUACCUGAAUAUAUAUAUUUGAAACAGAUUCUUGUAUUGUAGAAGUAUGGGAUACAACUGAUAAAACUUUGCAAUUCCUUUCUCCCUAUUAUGCCCCCACAUAUCAAGAUUUGGGCACUUUAUUUUAGAAUAAAAUAUAUAUCUUUUACAUAUGUAUGUAUUUAUAAGUGCAUAGGUAUAUGUAUAAAAUUUGUAAGUGUGGAAGCUUUAAUUCACCAAUGUAUUUGGACAACUUGGUGUA